Lactuca virosa is the source of this 441-nucleotide messenger RNA. NCBI's taxonomy places the organism in Eukaryota, Viridiplantae, Streptophyta, Magnoliopsida, Asterales, Asteraceae. The record is from the annotation of a GenBank genome assembly.
AUGCAGAGUUUCUUAGAGCAGGUGUCGAUAUACACUUUGACGUUGUUUCUUGGUGCUUCCUUCGUGUUCUUUAAAUGGUACAGUUCAUCAUCAUCAUCAUCAUCAUCCACCAAGAAGCUACCACCAUCACCACCAAAACUGCCGGUCAUCGGCAACCUCCACCAGCUAGGUGCAAGCGUCCACCACUCCUUUCUAUCUCUGGCCAGACGCUAUGGUGACUCGCUCAUGCUCCUCCACAUCGGCUCAGUCCCAAGCCUGGUGGUCUCAUCAACCGAAGCAGCUCGUGAGAUCAUGAAGACUCAUGAUAUUGCAUUUGCAAGCAGACCUAACACAAGGAAUGUUCAGGGCUAUCUCCUACAAUCUCAAGGAAAUAACAGUCGCUCCUUAUGGAGAAUAUUGGAGACAAGCAAAGAGCAUUUUGACACUUCAGCUUUUAAGUAA